UGCUAGCUUGAACGAGACCUAUUUUACCUCACACACACAAAACACAAAGGGGGUGGGCAGUGCUUGGAAAGAGACUUGUCUAUUUCAUAUCCUUCUUUCCUUCCUUCAUCCUUCUUAUCCAUCUUCUUUUCUCUCAUCUUCUCCUACCAAGGAAUCAAACAUCAUUGACAAAGUGAGCUAGAAAGUCAAAAGAAAUGGGAAAUUGCCAGGCUGUAGAUGCAGCUGCACUAGUCAUACAACAUCCAAGUGGAAAGAUAGACAGGAUGUAUUGGCCUAUGACUGCUAGUGAAGUUAUGAAAAUGAACCCUGGUCACUAUGUUUCUCUCAUCAUCCCUCUUCCUAUCUCCUCGUCCGAUGAGAACUCCGAUCAGAAAACUGUUCGUUUCACACGCGUUAAGCUUCUCCGGCCAACGGAUACUUUAGUCCUUGGUAGAGCUUAUAGACUUGUUACAACUCAAGAGGUGAUGAAGGUAUUGAGAGCUAAGAAACAUGCAAAGAUGAAGAAGAAUCAGACAGAGGUGCAAGAAAAUCAGAGGUCAAACUGUGAACUUGAAAGUGGAAACUGUGAAUCAGAUAAGAACAAGGCAAUAAGACAUGAAGGACACAGGCAAAGGCCUGGAACAACAAACUUAGCUGUUUCUGCUUCAAGGUCCAAAUCAUGGCGUCCCACUUUACAGAGUAUCUCUGAGUCCAAUAGCUAACGGUGGUUGCAACUCGAUCACCGGGCAACGGGGACUUCUAAAAUAUCAUCAAAAAUAUGCACAAGGAACUCACAGAAGUUGGUGGUUCUAAUCUCUUGUUCACCCAUUGCCAUUCACAAAUCUAGUUCAUGAGGGAUGUUGAGCAAUAAUUGCUUUUGUAUAGAAUAGAAAUGGAACUAACUCUACCUUUGAUAGAAAGAACAUCCUAUAAUGAAAAUACGUAAUCUCCAGAA
Capsicum annuum is the source of this 934-nucleotide messenger RNA. RefSeq lists its product as uncharacterized. The transcript is spliced from 3 exons. The record is from RefSeq and is a predicted model, not a curated record. The coding region runs from base 195 to 701 and encodes 168 amino acids. NCBI's taxonomy places the organism in Eukaryota, Viridiplantae, Streptophyta, Magnoliopsida, Solanales, Solanaceae.